UGUACUCCCCUCCCGCCUUAUCGCGGUUUUCAGAUCAUAUCUCUCUCAAAAGACUCCAUUUACGUUAUAACGUUUUUGAUCGGCCUAGGUUAAUCGCUCCGGGAGCGAUUAAUGACGCCAUAAGGCCAAUCACAACCAUUCUUCUGAAAUGGAAAAUUGUGACUGGCCAGUUCUAGAAGAAAAGAACCUGAGACGGAUUAAUUCAGCUCCAGUCGAAAACGCCAAUGUCUAUGGUUCAAUCAGCCGCUAUAUCGGUUGAUGGCGUCAUGGCUAUUUCCUACGUCCCCUUCACCCCGCAACUGGUGCCUACGAACGAAUCAUUUUCGGGCAGUGUACACGCGGCUGGUCCCGAGUGUCGAGUAUUUCAACGUUGCAAUUUAUUUUUUAAACUGUACAUGCAAUUGUGUUUAAAAACAAACAUGAUAACUUUAAAUAUCGGACAUUUUUAUGGAUCAUGGAAAAUUCUUGAAAGAAGAUUAUUAAAAAAUAUCAUAAAUGUCAACAAAAUUACCAGAUCAAAAUCAACAAAAAAUCCUAACAAAGUUGAUUUUUCUAAAUGGAAAGAUUCUUGGUGGGACGAGGACAAUCCGAAACAUCUACUUCACUUAUAUAAUCCGCUUAGAGUAAAAUUUAUAAAGGAUGGAUUGGCAAACGCUGGAUUUAAAAUGCAGAAUUCAAAUUUUCCGUUGGAAGGAAUCAAGAUUAUGGAUGUUGGCUGUGGAGGAGGCAUAUUGACCGAGAGUUUGGCUAAACUAGGAGCACAAGUAACUGGAAUAGACCCAUCGGCAGAAUUAAUAGAUGUUGCCAAAGAGCAUGUAAAAUUGAAUUCCAAUAUAUCACAAAGAAUAAAUUAUCUUCAGACAACCGCAGAAGAUUUUGUUCAAAAGGAGCGAGAAACAUAUGAUGCUGUUAUAACUUGUGAGGUUUUGCAAUAUGUACCGGAUCCACAACUAUUUUUAAAGGAAUGUGCGAAAAUGGUAAAACCUGGGAAAUCGAUCUUUGUAAUGACAAUAAAUAAAACUUUUACAUCUUGGCUGUCUGCUAUUGUAGCAUGUGAAUACAUUUUUGGACGUAUACCUCGUGGUACUUUUGAUUGGAAUAAAUUUGUGCCUUCACACGAAGUUCAACGUACAUUAGAGAAUUAUGGUUUUGAAGUAAAAUCGAUUGUUGGCGUAAGUUUUAAUCCACUGACAAAACGAUUUUCUUGGUCAACAAAUACACUUACAUUGUAUGGGCUUCACGCUAUCAAACAGAAAGAACUAUAGAUAAUCUUCGGAAAGUUACAUGUUUGGGAAUUGUACUUUUUUUUAUAAAAUGCAAAAUAAUGUUACAUUCCUUAUCAGUUGUGUAUUGUAUAAAUCAUAAUACUGUUAAGGAUUAUCACGACAUUCUACAUAUAGUCAAAAUUUGUAAUAGAUUAAUAUUCUUUAAGAUAAGAGACAGAUAUCUACAUGAAUACAUGUAAGAGAACUUUAUUAUAAAUAUAAACACUAUAAAACCAAA
This is a messenger RNA of Monomorium pharaonis (pharaoh ant), 1503 nucleotides long. RefSeq names its product ubiquinone biosynthesis O-methyltransferase. The record is from RefSeq and is a predicted model, not a curated record. Gene Ontology annotation, molecular function: 2-methoxy-6-polyprenyl-1,4-benzoquinol methyltransferase activity. Gene Ontology annotation, biological process: ubiquinone biosynthetic process. Bases 225 to 1265 code for a protein of 346 amino acids. The transcript has 5 exons. NCBI's taxonomy places the organism in Eukaryota, Metazoa, Arthropoda, Insecta, Hymenoptera, Formicidae.